AUGGUGGACAUCGCCGCAAUCAGCGAGAUCCGGUUCUCUCAACAGGACCAACUGGAGGAGGUGGAUGCCGGCUACACCUUCUUCUGGAGCGGUCGCCCCAAGGCAGAGCGACGAGACGCAUGUGUUGCCUUCAUCAUCCGGAACGUCAUCGUGGGACGACUGCCCUGUUUGCCGCAAGGCAUCAACGAUCGCAUGAUGAGCCUCCGCCUGCCUCUUCAGAGUGACAAAUUCGCCACCAUUCUCAGCGUCUACGCUCCGCCGAUGACCUGUCCUGACGCCGCAAGGGGCAAAUUCUACGAGAACCUGCAUGCCCUCCUGGUGACUGUGUCGAAGGCGGAAAAGUUGAUUGUGUUUGGUGACUUAAACGCCCCUGUCAGCACAGAGCGAUCUACUAGGCUAACCGCAUUGCCGCCUCGAAAGCCAAACAAGAUGCCGAAAAUCUCAGUUGCACCCACUUCGCAAAGCCAACGCACAGCCAUCUCCAAUGUGUCCACGAUGUCAGCUGACAUUCCGGGUACCAAAUGGACUUCUUGGGCCCCUUUGGAUCAAUUGAAGCACUUGGACCGCAGCAACCGUCGUCUGUCCGUCCACCUCUUCCUUGCCUUCUACGCCGUCAACUAACUCUGACCGCCUUCCCGAACCACAACUUCCAUCCUCCUACUUCACCUCCUCCUCCCCGACUGCCUCCACGUCUGCCGUUUUGGCGUCCGCCACGCACACCAACGUGACACACAAUUCUGACAAACCAACAAACACCAACACUACCGCCGUCGACGCCAGUAAUGAGGACCCGGUCUAUACCUGUCCUCAUUGCGGCAGCACCUUCACCACGCAUAUCGGCCUGGUCGGUCAAUUGCGCAUCGAUCGCCUGGAGCACCAACCUACACCCGCCGCAUUCGCCAUCACUGUCCACACUGCCCUCGCACAUUCAUGA
This is a messenger RNA of Spirometra erinaceieuropaei, 934 nucleotides long. The record is from the annotation of a GenBank genome assembly. NCBI's taxonomy places the organism in Eukaryota, Metazoa, Platyhelminthes, Cestoda, Diphyllobothriidea, Diphyllobothriidae.